UACUAGAAACAAUAUAUGAAGAAUCAUUUUAUAAAAAGAAACAAAAAUUUAAUUUUAAUAAUAAUAUUUAUAAUAUAAAUAAUAUAACAAAUAUGAAAGAUCAUGUGUGUGUCGAUAUUCACGGUCAUCAUACCGAUAUUAUUUUGAAAGUUUACAGUAACCGUUUAUUGUUAAUUGUAACACAAUUUAAAAAAUUUGGAUCACUAAUAUCUAUAAGUCGUGGAUCUUCAUUUAAUCAAUACAAUAAUAGUAUAUAUUCUACUAAGGUAUUAUUUGGAAAAGAUGAUGUUGAAGUUAUAGCAGCUGCCCGCUAUAUAACAGAACAGAUUAAUACAGAUAAACCAUUAUUAAUUUCAAUAUCUUUGAAAAAUUAUGAUUCAAAUAUUUUGAAAACAAUAGUUACUACUAUAAAUAAUAUGAUAGCAUAAUAAUAUUAUAAAGAAAUAAAUUAAAUAUGAGUUUAAUAUUUGGUCAAUUAGUUAUAGGUCCACCUGGAAGUGGAAAAACUACAUAUUGUCAUGCAAUGGCUAAAUUUUUAGAAAAACUUGGGAGAAAAGUAGCUAUUAUUAAUAUUGAUCCUGCAAAUGAAAACAUGGAAUAUUCACCUAUAAUAAAUAUAUCUGAAUUGAUAAAACAUGAAGAAGUGAUGUCACAUUAUGGACUUGGUCCAAAUGGCGCAUUAGUUUAUUGUAUGGAAUUUUUAGAAGCUAAUAUUAAGUGGUUAAUUACAAAAGUUUUAAAUCUAAAAGAUCAUUAUCUUAUAUUUGAUUGUCCAGGACAGGUUGAAUUAUAUACACAUCAUAAAUCAGUUAGUAUAAUUGCAGAAAAAUUAGGACAAAAUUUAAUAAGAUUAUGUAGUGUACAUCUUGUUGAUUCUCAUCACUGUAGUGAUGCUGGUAAAUAUUUAUCUUCCUUAAUUCUUUGUACAACGACUAUGUUAAAAUUAGGUUUACCUCAUAUUAAUGUGAUGACCAAAUUUGAUGAAAUGAAAAAAUUUAAACAUUGCUUAGAUUUUAAUAUAGAUUUUUAUACUGAAGUAUUGGAUUUAAAAUAUUUGCUAGAUAAAUUGGAUGAAAAUCCAUUUACAUCAAAAUACAAGAAACUAAAUGCAGCUUUUGUGUCAUUAAUAGAGGAUUACAGUCUUGUCAGUUUUAUACCAUUAGAUAUUUCUAAUCAAGCACUGUUAUUACAAGUAAAAAAUGCAGUGGAUAAAGCUAAUGGAUAUAUAUUUGGUGGAAAUGAACCUCAAGAUGUUCAAACUUUACUUGCUUGUGCUGUAGGAGCAGUGAGUGAAACUGAAAAAAUAUCUACAAUAGAUACAUAUUUUUAAAAUAUUUUUUUUAAGUUUUUUGUUUAUUUUAUAAAAAUCAAUUAAUUUCAUUAUUAUAUCUGUAUAUUCUAUUAUAUAUUAAUAAAACUUUGCUAUAUAUUAAAUAAAAUAUAAAUUAAAUUAAUAAAUAUUUUUACACACUUA
Apis dorsata (giant honeybee) is the source of this 1474-nucleotide messenger RNA. Its product is annotated as GPN-loop GTPase 2. The record is from RefSeq and is a predicted model, not a curated record. The coding region runs from base 455 to 1330 and encodes 291 amino acids. Gene Ontology annotation, molecular function: GTPase activity. The transcript is spliced from 8 exons. Gene Ontology annotation, cellular component: cytoplasm. Lineage: Eukaryota; Metazoa; Arthropoda; Insecta; Hymenoptera; Apidae.